This is a messenger RNA of Sinocyclocheilus grahami, 3016 nucleotides long. RefSeq names its product phosphodiesterase 5A, cGMP-specific, b (gene pde5ab). The coding region runs from base 61 to 2577 and encodes 838 amino acids. NCBI's taxonomy places the organism in Eukaryota, Metazoa, Chordata, Actinopteri, Cypriniformes, Cyprinidae. Gene Ontology annotation, molecular function: 3',5'-cyclic-nucleotide phosphodiesterase activity; protein binding. Gene Ontology annotation, biological process: signal transduction. The record is from RefSeq and is a predicted model, not a curated record. The transcript is spliced from 21 exons.
GUUUGAAGAGGAGAAAGAGGGAGAGCGAGGAAAAGGAGACAUUUCAUCUGAGGAUUCAACAUGGGGGAAAUGGUCAACGCUUGGUUUGCUGAACGUGUCCACUCCAUUCAGCCAUCUAGGGAAGGAUCAAAAGCUCCGCCAGAACCUUUAUCGGCACUCCAUCCACUGGGUCCAACUGAUGCACCAUCUCCAAGUCCAGCUCCAUCUACCCCUACACGAAAGAUCUCUGCAUCUGAGUUUGAUAGGCCACUUCGCCCCAUUGUUGUGAAAGACGCUGAGGGUUCACUUACUUUUCUUAGUGAUACAGAAAGGGUGCAAAUGCCACUUCCUCCUCCCCAGCGGCCUGGCUCAUGCAAUGGGACAGAUGAGGACGGAGGUAUUAUGGACUCAGGAGUUCGUGAAAAUGGGGACCGCUGUGCUCGUCUGUUGGAGCUUGUACGUGAUGUUUCAAGUCACUUGGACCUUACUGCCCUCUGCCACAGGAUCUUCUUACACACUCAUGAGUUGAUAGCUGCGGAUCGCUAUUCGUUGUUCUUGGUUGGAGAGGACAGUUCAAACAGGAAGUUCCUGGUUAGCCGGCUAUUUGAUGUUGCAGAAGGAUCCACUCUUGAGGAGGCUUCCAACAGUGGUAUUCGCCUAGAAUGGAACAAAGGAAUUGUGGGAUAUGUGGCAGCCACUGGACAGCCUCUGAACAUCAAGAAUGCAUAUGAGGAUCCACGUUUUAAUGCAGAAGUGGACCAAAUUACAGGAUACAAGACGCAGAGCAUCUUGUGUUUGCCCAUCAAAAAUCACAGAGAUGAGGUUGUUGGAGUAGCGCAAGCAAUCAAUAAAAGGUGUGGAGAGAACAGUGCCUUCACAGAACAGGAUGAGAGGGACUUUUCUUCGUACCUGACUUUCUCUGGCAUAGUGCUACACAAUGCACAACUCUAUGAGACAUCACAGCUGGAGAACAGGCGAAACCAGGUGUUGUUGGAUCUGGCUAGUCUGAUCUUUGAAGAGCAGCAGUCUUUGGAGGUCUUACUGAGGAAAACUGUGGCUACCAUCUUGUCUUUCAUGCAGGCCCAAGAAUGCACAGUCUUCAUUUCUGACAGGGAAACAGCUAACACAUUCUCCAGUGUGUUUCACAUGGAAUAUGAGGAGCUUGCAGGAUCCGUGGACUUCCCAAACAGAGAAUGUGAUGUCAAUAAGAUUAACUAUAUGUAUGCCCAGUAUGUCAAGAACACUAUGGAGCCACUGAUCAUUGCAGAUGUCACCAAAGACCAGCGAUUUCCAUGGACAAGUGAAAAUCUACAGUCCUCAAACUGUCAAAUCAAAAGUCUACUGUGCACGCCAAUAAGGAAUGGGAAGAAAGACAAAGUGAUAGGUGUCUGCCAGUUGGUCAAUAAGAUGGAUGAAGCUUCAGGGGAGGUAAAAGCCUUUAAUAGAAACGAUGAGCAGUUUCUAGAGGCCUUUGCUAUCUUUUGCGGGCUGGGAAUCCAGAACACACAGAUGUACGAAGCCGUGGAAAGAGCAAUGGCUAAGCAAGAGGUCACACUUGAGGUCCUCUCUUAUCAUGCCUCGGCUGCAGAGGAAGAGACGCGGGCGCUCCAGGUAACUACGGCGGCUACGAUUCCCUCUUCUCAAUCUCUCAGACUGCUGGACUUCAGCUUCAGUGAUUUUGACCUGACGGAUGCUGAGACGACCCAAGCAACCAUCCGCAUGUUUGUGGACCUCAAGCUUGUGCAGAAUUUUCAGAUGAAGUACAAGAGUUUGUGUCAGUGGAUCUUAAGCGUAAAGAAGAACUACAGGAAGAAUGUGGUCUACCACAACUGGCGACAUGCCUUCAACACCUCCCAGUGCAUGUUUGCUGUGCUAAAGUCUGGGCGGUUUCAGAGUAAUCUGAGUGAUUUGGAGGUUUUAGCUUUAAUGAUUGCAACGUUGAGCCAUGAUUUGGACCACCGAGGUGUCAACAACUCCUACAUCAAAAGAAGUGAGCAUCCAUUGGCCCAGCUGUACUGCCACUCCACAAUGGAGCACCACCAUUUUGACCAGUGUCUUAUGAUACUCAACGGUCCAGGUAAUCAGAUUCUGAGCGGUCUUUCUCUGGAUGAGUACAAGGCGACAUUGAAGAUGAUUGAGAAGUCUAUUUUGGCCACUGACCUAGCUCUCUACAUGAAGAAAAGAACAGAAUUCUUUGAGCUGGCUAAGAACAGUCAGUUUGUAUGGGAGGACGAUUAUCACAGAGAUCUGCUAAGGUCGAUGCUGAUGACAGCAUGUGAUAUCUCUGCUAUUACAAAACCCUGGCCAGUACAGAAGAAGAUAGCAGAACUGGUUGCCACAGAGUUCUUUGAACAAGGUGAUAAGGAGCGGAGAGAGCUAAACGUUGAACCUAUUGAUCUGAUGAACAGGGAGAAACAGGAUAAAAUUCCCAGCAUGCAAGUGUCUUUCAUUGAUGCCAUUUGUACACAGUUAUACGAGUCGCUGACAGGUUUCUCAGAGUACUGCUCCCCCCUGCUGGAAGGUUGUAGGAAGAACAGACAGAAUUGGAAGCUGCUUGCUGAGCAAGGAGAGGAAGCUUUGCUAAACGGAGGAUUGUAACUUUUCUUUUGGAAUGCAGAUGUCCUUGGACUAUUCACAUCUUUCCCUGCCCCUUUCCUAGAAACUAAAGGAUUACAAGACCCUGGUUUGAUGAUAUUCACAUGACUGCUCUGGCCAUUUCACAAAGCACACUGGAGCAGGUUAAAAGUGCAAGCUUGGGUUAUAAGUGCAUCAGAAUAAAGUCAAUUUUUAAAUUGAGACCACUGUGCUAUAAAAGACUUGAUGAAGAAAAGAGGGAUUGAUGGAUAUUUACCUGUGCAGGUAACCCAGCUGGUGAAGAAAUGUUUUAAAACUGUGACUAAAUUAUCUUGACUCGUUAAAGGAAUGUUCCAGAUUCAAUACAAGUUCUUUCCAGCAUUUGUGACAAGCUGUUAACAAAGAACAUAAUUUCAACUCGUUUCUUAGUUUGUAAAAACAAAAAUGACAUUUAGGCCACAGU